AUGGCGGGCGCCGUCCAAGCCGACGCCGAUGCCAUCAUCCACGCUCACGCCCCGGUCGUCGACCAGCCGGUGGCGGCGGCGGCGGCUCAUGAUGGCUCCGCUCGCGACCACCUCGACGACCGCAAGCCGUCGCUGGCCCAUUCGAUGCGCGACGUGACGACGGUCCUCGACGAGGACUACGAGGGCCGCCCGACCGAGGAGGAGUUUCGCACGCUGCGUCGCGUCUCGGGCAAGAUCAUGUGGAGCAUGUGGACCAUUGCCUUUGUCGAGCUGUGCGAGCGCUUCUCCUACUACGGAUCCUCGGUCCUCUACACCAACUUCAUCAACAGGCCGCUGCCGGCCGGCUCCACCACGGGCGCCCCCGUACACGCCGGCGACCUACCCGGCGCCCUCGGCAUGGGCACCAAGGCUGCCCAGGGCAUCAGCCUGUUCAACAUGUUCUUUGCCUACCUGAUGCCCCUGGUCGGGUGA
Messenger RNA from Drechmeria coniospora, 471 nucleotides. RefSeq lists its product as uncharacterized. NCBI's taxonomy places the organism in Eukaryota, Fungi, Ascomycota, Sordariomycetes, Hypocreales, Ophiocordycipitaceae. The coding region runs from base 1 to 471 and encodes 156 amino acids. The transcript has a single exon. The record is from RefSeq and is a predicted model, not a curated record.